CGCGCCUCUCGUGCUAUCUCCGUAGUUCUGGACCGGCGUUCGGAUUAUAACCCGGAUCCCGGAGAGCUGUGAACCGUUGUGCUCAAAUACCUUCCGACAUCCCCCCCCCCCCAAAGUUGUCCGGGGUUUAAUCAGCCUGUUCUUCUUCGGUUUACCACCCGAACUUUAUCCUUUCCCUCUAGAUACCCGUGUCCCUGUUCUUUCUAUCGUUUGUUUCGCAUCCCGUCCUUCAGAGAUACCCAGUAAACCAUGGCCGCCCAAACGGAUAGGCAUCCUAGUCCUAGUCACUAUGACAUCGUCAUUGUUGGCGCCGGCCCUGUCGGCUUGAUGUUGUCGACCUGCCUGGCAAGAUGGGGGUACAAGAUCAAGCACAUCGACAACAGGGCAGAACCCACACCCACGGGCCGAGCCGACGGAAUCCAGCCUCGCUCGCUCGACCUACUCCGGAAUAUGGGGCUCAAGUCCGCUAUCAUGGCCCAUAAACCUGCCCGUGUCUACGAGGUCGCCUUCUGGGACCCGCCAACCGCCGGCAAGGGCAUCGUUCGGACCGGCACCUGGGCCAGCUGCCCCAGCUUUAUCGACGCCAGAUAUCCCUUCACCACACUUCUUCACCAGGGCCUCAUCGAACGUGUGUUUAUCGGUGACCUUGAGAAGAACGACGUCAAGAUCCAGCGGCCGUGGACCAUCAAGGGCUUCACUUCCAACGAGAAAGAGGACCCCGAGUACCCCGUCACUGUCGAUCUGGAGCACGUCGAUGGCACCUCGAAGGAAACGGUCAAGGCGAAGUACCUGUUCGGCGGCGAGGGCGCGCGGUCAUUUAUCCGUGACCAGUUGAAAAUCGGCAUCAAGCACAAGGACCCCAUCGCGUAUGUGUGGGGUGUGAUGGAUGGCGUUGUCGAGACAGACUUUCCCGAUAUCAAGAUGAAAUGCACAAUCCAUUCCGAACACGGCUCCAUCAUGGUUAUUCCCCGCGAGAACAACAUGGUCCGCCUCUACAUCCAGAUCGCCUCCUCCACCGACCCCGACUUCAACCCCCGGAAGACUGCGACCGCCGAGGAAGUCCAGGCGUCCGCGAAACGGAUUCUGCAGCCCUACUCGAUCCAGUGGGAGAGGGUAGAGUGGUACUCGGUGUACCCCAUCGGCCAGGGCAUUUCCGACAAGUACACCCUAGACCACCGCGUGUUCCUUGGUGGCGAUGCUUGCCACACCCACAGCCCCAAGGCCGGCCAGGGUAUGAACACCGCCUUCCUGGAUGCACAGAAUCUGGCUUGGAAGAUUCACGCUGUCGAGGCUGGUUUCGCCAACCGUAGCCUGCUGGAGACGUACGAACCUGAGCGCAAGAACGUCGCUGAGACCCUGCUUUCUUUCGACAACAAGUACGCCAAGCUCUUCUCGCAGCGCCCGCCCGCCGCGGUAGAAGUUGCCGCAGCCUCCGCCCAAGCCAGCAACGGCGGCCAGUCAGGGAACGAGUUUAUCAACACCUUCAAAGAGUCCUGCGAGUUCACCAGCGGCUACGGCGUCUUCUACAAGGCCAACGCCCUCAACUGGUCCCCCUCGCACCCGGCCCAGUCCCACGUCGUGCACCCCAAGACCACCAAGCUCGUGCCCGGCCGCCUCUUCAUGAACGCCGACGUGACCCGCGUCGUCGACGCCAACGUAGUCCACCUGGAACAAGAAAUCCCCCUCAACGGCUCCUUCCGCCUCUUCAUCUUCGCCGGCAAGCCCUCCGCGACCGCCCAGGCCCUCCGCGACCUCGCCGCCAACAUGGCCAAGAAGAACUCCUUCUACACCGCCUACGCCCGCCCAAACCUCAACCACAUCAGCCACCACGAGCGCCACAACCCGCACUCGCUCUUCUUCACCGUCGCCACCAUCUUCGCCGCCCCGCGGCCCGACGUCGAGAUCUCGCGCGACCUGCCGCCGCUGCUCGCCCGCUACCGCGACCACGUCUACGCCGACGACCGCUGGGACCGCCGCGCGCCCGACGCCGCCGCCUGCGCCCACGCCAAGAUGGGCCUGGACCAGGAACGUGGUGGCGUUGUUGUUGUCCGCCCCGACGGCUAUGUCGGCGUUGUGGUCGCGCUCGAGGAGGGCGCGGCGACGGUGGAUGCGCUGAACCAGUACUUUGGCGCGUUUUGCACGAAGAAGUUGGGGGAGACGCAGGCGCAGCUUUGAGAGAGAGAGAGCCCGGCGGGAGAGAGCAGCAGGUCAGUGU
Chaetomium fimeti is the source of this 2215-nucleotide messenger RNA. Its product is annotated as FAD binding domain-containing protein. Lineage: Eukaryota; Fungi; Ascomycota; Sordariomycetes; Sordariales; Chaetomiaceae. The transcript is spliced from 4 exons. The coding region runs from base 250 to 2175 and encodes 641 amino acids. Gene Ontology annotation, molecular function: FAD binding; oxidoreductase activity. The record is from RefSeq and is a predicted model, not a curated record.